Molecule: messenger RNA, 3119 nt
Organism: Diatraea saccharalis (sugarcane borer)
Lineage: Eukaryota; Metazoa; Arthropoda; Insecta; Lepidoptera; Crambidae
Source: the annotation of a GenBank genome assembly
AUAGAGAAAUAUAAUAUUACCAAAAGGAAAUCAGUCUAUGUUUAUUUUCCAUAUAAUUUUUUAUCACGGCUUUCUUCCAUGGCUUUUUUGUUAUUAAAUUUAAAAUUAAAUAGUUUAUCUAUAAAUAUUGAGUCGUAACAUUAAACAUGUCCUUAGAGUCAAACGAUGAAUCGUUCCAUAUUGAUUAUGUUGACGUCAAUAAAGAAAGGAAAGAAAAUGGUUCUGCGUGUGAUUUAACAAGUGAUUCUGGAUUAUCAACACAAGAUACCUGUUCCACUGUGUAUACUGCUACUAUUGACUCCGAAAUAUCUUCAACUAAAUCUGCUGAAAAUCAUGAAAAGUGUAUUAAUUAUGACAGCAUUGAAGAAGUUCAAGAUUCCUUGUUAUCGAGCCCUUUAUCAACAUCCCUUGAUGGGAAUGAUGAAAAAGAAAGCACCACGUCCAAGAGACAGUUAUCUCCAACCGACCUGACCAGUUCUGAAUCGGAAAGUUCACCAACCAAAGAAAUAAAUGAAGUAUGUUGUGACAAACUUAAUCAAAGUGAAAGUGAUUCAUUGGGACCUGAUUUACUUAACAGUAAGCCUUUAAACAUUACUGAAAUUAUACCUUACUGUAAUGAUAACAAACCAGAUAUAAAAAGAAUACAUAAUAACUCACUUGCAACAUCAAGCACCAGUUUGAAUGAACAAAAUAUAACUUCUGUUAAUAAUAUUACUAUAUUAAAAUCGUCUUAUAGCAAAAGUGCUGAAAACAUAUUGGUAACAGAACAGAAUUUGAAUGAGAAAACAUCUGUUCCCAAUCUAAUAAAUGCAGACGAAAUCUUGACUGAGUUUACAAAUCAAAAAAAUAAAGUUUCUGCAACACAAAAGAUUCCACAACAUGCACAAGGUAAUAGUCAAGCUAGUUUAGAUACUCGGUAUGCUAGAUUGCCAAAAGAAUUAAUACCUCAAGAUUUGGGUAGUAUUGUUAAAAAUGUCCAUGGCAUUUUCUCCACUGUUAGCGGUAGCUUAAAGAAUGCAUAUAAUAAUACCCACAGAAUAUCAAUACAAAAGGCACCUAUUAAGAAUAUGACAAGACCGAUACCCAAUGGUAAGGUAAUGAAUUAUAUCUUUGAAGAAGAAACUACAGAAGAGAAACAUUUGGAAAAUUUAGACAGUCAAGAAAAGGCAAAUGAUAGUAACAUCUCUGAAACGUAUAGUGAAGUGAAACAUGAAGAAUAUGAUGAGACCGGUAGUGAUUCUAAAAAGGAUAUGUUGAAAAUGCAAGUUGAGACACUAGAACAAUUAUUGGCUGAGCAGAGAAAGGAGAAUGCAACAUUGAGAGAAAGAGUAAAACAACAUUUGGAUGAGUUGCAGGAGAAAGAUCAGAUGUUCAAAGAUUUGGAGAAUAAGAUGGACCUGAUGAGCAAACGAAUGGAUCAAGCUGAACGAGAGAAAGAUGCAGCUGUAAUGCGCUAUGCAAGCGUAGAGUGCAUGAGCAUAGAGGCGAGGCGUGCCGCGGACAAAGCUGCAGCUGCUGAAAAGGCAGCAUUGUCAGAAGUAGAGCUUCUGAAUAGUAAAUUAAAGUCAGCUCACGGAGAGAAGCAUAGGAUCUGUCAAUUGUAUGAUGAUAAGUGUCACGAGCUGUUGAAUAGUGAGCGUGAGGUUUCUAAGGUGCGCGAGGAGCUUCGCGAGUUGGAGGGUCGGCUCAAAUGGACUCAGAGCAAAUUAAGGAUGGAAAUGGAUGCUUACAAGGAGAGUGCUGAGAGAGCAGAAAAACUGUCACAACAAGUGACUGAAUUGGAGGCAGCUAAAGAUGCAGCUGUUGCUAACGCCGGAGAUACUGUUAGGGCAAAACAGUUGGAAUCAGAGUUGAAAGAGAGUCAAGCGGCCCUCAUACUGUGCCGACACGAGAAGCAAGAGCUGGACAAACAGCUUACGUCCCUCUCACAACAACUGGACUCGUGCACGAGAGAGCGAGACAACGCUACUGCUGCCCUAAACAUCGCUACAACCGAGGUAGAGCAUUUGAAAGCCAGCAAUUUGCGGUUAGAAGAGGAAGCGGCAGAAUUGGCAGCACUAAGAGCUCAGGCAGCCGUAGCGGACACACUCAAUGGACAAUUACAAAGAGAGACAGAGCGCUGCAAUCGUCUGGAGGCGUCCUUGUUGGAGGCGCGAGCGCUCGCUGAAACGUGCGCGAAACGUGAGGCCGCCGCGCUGGAGCACGCCGCCACACUCACACAGCAACACGUCAUACAGCGGGCGGACCAACACACGCACAGGGACAAGGUACAAGCCCUGACAGCGGAUAACGCGUCGCUCCGCGAACGUGUAGCAAUCCUGGAAGAGGAAUGUUCUAAACUUCAGACGGCCCUAAAUGAGGAGACGGAGAGGCGGAACAAAGAAAAUAAAGUCUUAGCUAGAAAGGUAGCGGAAUUGACAGAAGAAGUUGCAGACGCGAACAAAAAAAUAGAGUGGGAGAAAGGGGAGAAUGGUGUGCUAAAAAAGAAACACGCCAGUGCCAUAAAGGAGUUGAACCGCGAGUUGCAUCGCGCUCUGAAGCGAUGUGAGCAGCUCGAGGCCAAGCUACCACCACCAGACGCUGCGUCCACUAGAACAGGAUCAGUGACGUCACUUAGCAGCGGGGACAGCGCCCCGCACGACGAUCGUCUCACAAACGGACACGCGGACGCAGUACCUGAUAUACAAGUGCGCGAACCCGACAGGCAGGCGUUGAUAGAGCGUAUAGUGUCGCUGCAGCGCGCGGCCGCCAGGCGCGCCGACCGCUGCGAGUUCCUGGAGGAGCACGCGCGCCAGCUCACCGCCGAGUUGCGCGCCAAGUCCAAGCUGCUGCGGCACCUGUUGUGUACACUGCCCGCGGGCGCGGUCACCACCAACGACAGGGACGUCAACAAGAAAGAGAUAGCACGCCUUGGCGGAGGAGCAAUGGCGGCAGUGUGGGGCGGUGACCCCGCGGGUAUGACACUGGAAUUGUCACUGGAAAUGAAUAAACGGCUCCAAGCUGUGCUAGAAGAUGCUCUCCUUAAAAAUAUCACAUUAAAAGAAAACAUGGACACGUUAGGAGCUGAAAUCUCGAGGCUAAAAGAACAUAAACCUCCUGACUCAAGCAAGGCAAACUGA